Molecule: messenger RNA, 4750 nt
Organism: Meira miltonrushii
Lineage: Eukaryota; Fungi; Basidiomycota; Exobasidiomycetes; Exobasidiales; Brachybasidiaceae
Exons: 1
Coding region: 151-4626 (1491 amino acids)
Biological process (GO): SREBP signaling pathway
Cellular component (GO): Golgi membrane; endoplasmic reticulum membrane
Molecular function (GO): sterol binding; protein binding
Source: RefSeq, a predicted model, not a curated record
AUUACACAUCCUUGACCAUUCACCAUCAUUUCCACUAUACCCAAACCGACAACGGUGACAAUGUAUAGCAAAACAUUUACUAAUGCAAAUAUGCAGUAGUAUCACCACUAUCGAGCCAUUCUCUCAUCAAUUUCAGUAACUCAAUACAAGAUGAACGGAACAGAAUCAACCUAUUCCGAGAAUCGAGGUUCUCCAAACCGGAGAUACGCUUCAAUCGAUUAUCAAAGAGGGGACGAAUCCAACAUUUCAAAUCGCAAUGGAACUUCUUCCAGCACAAUACGGCCACCUCUGAAAACAAGAAUGAGCAAUGAUAAAGCCGUCAACGAUAGGAUACAAGCCCCAAAUGGCUCAACUCCGGCACUACAAAAUCGUCUAUAUCGUUCAGGCUCUGCCACUCUAGCCCCACCGUCAAACGACUUUCGAGCCAAUUCUGUCGUCUCAUCUUCUCCCAGUAAAGGCCGAGCUAAACGGAACAAGAGAAUAAGUGAGAAAGAAACGGAAAGUAUUCAAUCACAGCUGGCAAGGAAUUUUGAACGUCUAUCUCUGCAAUCUCGCAGCGCACUAGAGAAACAGUAUCGAAAGCAUGGUCGUAGGAUAGCAAGACAUCCCGUUCAAACACUAGUGCUCACUUGUCUGAUCGUGACAUCACUCUUUUAUCCGGCAGUAGGAAUAUACCUUUGGUCUUCAAAAGGUGGUCCUGGUGUGACUAGAGGCGAUGCAGGUAGUGUUUGGCGCAGUCUCAGUACGCCUUUGCUUGAUUCGUUUGCAAGUAGUGGCAGAAAGCAUCAUAAUAGCAUACGAGAUUUGCGAAUGAUCUGGGACGAUGCUCCCGACUUACGUGCUAUUGAUGCUAGGGACUCAGACGCAUACUCUAUCGGCAGCAGUGUCUCGCACUGGCAUUCAUCCUUGCAGCAUGGAACACACGAAGAGAUCAAAUCUAACACGUGUACCUCUGUACGUGUCGAGCAUGUCUUUAUCACCACUGAAGAUGUGAUCAUGGGCCUAGGACAUAGGUAUGGAUCUUUGCACACCCCAAUCCUGCGUUCGGCACUGAAUCUACAACGAAGCAUCGAGACUUUCCUCGAGAGUGGCGAAGGACGAAGCGCGGGUCUUCCAAAUUGCAUACGCGAUCUGAGUACAGAUAAAUGCUUAGUCCUUUCGCCCUUAUCAUAUUGGUCGAUGGACAAAGACCUUAUCGCCACUGACUCUGCACCUACAACGACAAUUUUACGAUCUACACUCAAUUACACCGAGCAAGGUGUCCCGAUCACGCUUUCGACAUCGCUAGCAGGGAGAAGUCACUUAUUCCAACAGCUACCACGCGCGGACCAUUUGGCUUUAACAUUCUUCUUGGAGGACGAAGAAGGCUGUAAUACGUCUUAUUCAGAAAGUUCAUCAAAUGAUGCAAAUCCUGCGCAUUUGGCAUGGUCUUCGAUGUUGCGCAAUAUUACUGGGCGACAAGUGAGCCUUCUUAAUUCUGAUUGGCACGUACCGAAAGAGAUCGUACUGCAAUUUAUACCCCGUCAUCCGGAAGAAAGUUUCCCGACACAGAAAGUUUUGUUGGCUGUUGGUUAUAUCGCCAUGAUUGUUUGGCUGACUCGAAGUCUAUUCAGGAUCCGAAACGUACAUUCACCACUAGGUCUCGCUUUCACAGCUUGCGUGGAAUUGGUCAUCAGUAUGACGCUGGCCAUCAGUGUUUGCGCUUUGAGCGGUAUACGAUUGACGUUGGUACCAUGGGAGAUUUUGCCAUUCGUGAUCGUGGUGAUUGGAUCGGAGAACAUGUUCGCUUUGACAAAUGCAAUUGUAUCCACUUCAACUUCUUUAUCGGUCGGAGCAAGAUUGGCAGCGGGAUUCGAAAAGGCAGGAGUGCCAAUCGCCGUCACUGUUCUUUCAGACGUGCUACUUAUGGCCACAAUCUCAUUCGUGGUCAACGUUCGAGCAGUCAGAGAAUUCUGUAUCUUUGCAAUCUUUGCAUUGAUUGUCGAUUUCUUUAUGCAAUUCUACCUCUACGCAACAGUAUUGAGCAUCGAUAUGCAACGUUUGGAAUUAGCUGAUCUACUCUCACAGGAUAAUCGUGAAGUUCAAAAUGGCAACCACACCCUGAAUGACGAUACUGAAUCGAUCCAUUCUGAAUCAGCCAGUGUGGAUGACGCAAUGACGGAUUCAUUGUUACCUUCGAGGGGAGCGUCUCUCAUCAAACAAAGUUGUCGUGCUGCAUGGCGUGCAAGGACUGCGAGAACAUUCAGCUUAUCGCUUCUACUUGCGUUCAUGGCUGGAAUUUAUCUGUAUCAUGGCUCAGGAUAUACCAGCUCAUUCUCUUAUCCCUUCUCUGUGCAAGAGAAUGAGAGAGCAGCUUGGAAUCAUGUAUCAUCUGAUCUGACUCCGCCUUUGCCAAGCGCGGUAACCAAUGGCGAACAUGCUUUCGAUCCAUUUUCCCAUCUUCAAACAGGUGAAGAUGGAGCAAUAGAUCUCAACAAUCCUCCGUCGCCUUGGUGGCAUUCAUCUCCUUCUGCGCGUUUGUGGCAAACGUUGAACCCGAAUGAUGCUGCUUCCGUUCAUGUCAAAGUGGAACCUUGGACGGUCGUUUCACUACCUUCAGCAUCACGUCAACAUGUGAAACGGAGAAAUUUCGCAAGUUGGGCAAUCUUUAGGCCAAGGGUUCGUGCUUUCAUCUGGUUUUUCAAAUUGGUCAUUCUGCCUAUUGCAGGAACGACUGCGUUAUUGUGGGUGCUGCUGCUUUACCUUUUAAAGGAUACAGAAUUACUGGAUGCUAAACGAAGUAAGUUUGAGGAACAAGACGAAUCGGACGAGGAAAGGAUUCAACUACAAAGAGAAAGAGUGGAAUCAAGUUCACAUCUAGAUACAACCUUGGCAGUUUGUGCGGAAGGCCAUGGGUUUGAUAUAACACUCGUAUGUUAUGCAGGCGUGCAUGUUAUCAGUGUUGCAGCCGAUUCUACCUUGCAAAUAGCAAGAGCAUCACGAAAAGGAACCAAGCUGGAGAAUUUGGUGAUCCUUAAAGAUGUCUUACAGUCGUAUCAUCCUGUCAGUGCUUUGGCUGCGGAUCUUGCAUCGGACAUGAUUAUGAUCGGUCAUGCAAAUGGACACAUCAGUUUAUUCUCGAUUUCGUCACUACGGUUGAUUCGCACCAGUCUGACGGAUCAAUUCACAGAAGAAGCACGACCAUCCAGCAGAAUAUCAAAUAUGAGAUUGUUACCAAUACAACAACCCUCUUCGCCACUUGAGCCGGUUUCAAUUUUAUCUUUCCACAGAGACGGAAGCGCAUGGCGCUGGACAUCGGAUGGACCUCCAACUAAAGCAAUAAGUUUGAACCCAACACAAACUGCGUGGGCAGCAAUUGAGGUUUCCAAAGGUGCGCUCUCAGCAAAAGAUGUUAUUUUAUUCUCUUCCUCUGAUGGAUCAUUCAGCGUGUACAAGCUGAUGGAAGAAGCACCUUAUGCAAAGACAAUCAUGUCUGCACGAAGUACAGCUGGUAUCGUGAAAUGUGCCACGCUACUGAACGUACCGACAGACUCAAGCCGUGCUUCCAAGGCAUAUGUGGCUGUUGGAACUGUUCUCGGGAAGCUUGUGCUGUACGAAGCGGAUACUAGUAGGCAUGUGGCACAGAUCGAUCUUUGUGGAAGUCCAAUCGAUAGGGUGAGAAGUCUACAUGGGGAUAGCACAAAACUAUCAGAGAGCGCACAUGACGGAUUUGAUGGAAUCUUGUUAGCUGCUGUUACAUCCUCUUCCGCUACGCUUCUGAGCUUGGAAGGAAUAUUGUCCACACCAUCUGUUUCUGGCAGUCAUAUUGUACCACCAACAGUCUCCAAAUGGAACCAAUCAUCUGAUCAAGGUUCGACUGAUGCAUCACAUGGACCUCCUGGUUCUCCCAACGGAUCGCCACGUGCUUUACGAAGAAGUAGUCAUUCGAGACCGCCAGCGCCAGACAUGAAUGCACAUGAAAGAUCACCUUCAGUACGCGAAAGCAACGAGAGCAUUCACAGCUCUGAUCCAAGUGGCAGCACUACACUGUCUGGCACAAACACGUUUGGAUUCAAUAUUUUUGCUGAAUUCGACUGUCGUAGAGGUGGUGCAGAUGUGGUGCUUACAGCGACAGGGGCGAGUUUGGUUGGGGUACGCAGGCUGGCAUUCGAAUAUGCAGGAAUGCGAGAUGCCGAAGGAAAUGGAGCAAACAGAUGGGAAAUGUUUGAAGUGAACUUAUACGCUUUGUGGAACAGCAAGUAUGCCAAUUCACAUAAUGUACUCUAUGAGUCAGAUUGUGAACAUCUUGUUCGAAAGGCGCCAUUGUUGAUCGAAGAAGAAGCAUCAUUGGCCCGGAUGAAUGAUUCUUAUGACAGUGGAGCGAUCACAACAGCACGAGAAAGAGGACAAAAUAGCAAUAUGCUAAGAGGAUCCCGAGCUGUACCAACGACGUUAUCAUUCACCCGUUUAGGUCACGUAAGCGCAUAUUACAAGAAUGAUCGGUCACCUGCUGCGAGUAGCACGAGGUUGCCCGUUCUUUUCACAUUUGGUAAUGCAUUGGGCAUUGCUUAUGCAACUCCGGACAAGAGCGUACCGAAGAAAGUUGAACCAAAGGUUAGCUAUCAAACCAUUCGAAAAGGGCAAUAAGCGAGAAAAAAAAAGGAUGUUUUUGUCAAGAGAUAAUUGUAAAUCAUUUCACCUUUGUAUAAUUAAUUCAAAUUUACAUGAGAGUCGUCAAUUUCAUGAAAUGUAGUCAACAAUGGUACAGUGU